Messenger RNA from Cyphellophora attinorum, 1407 nucleotides. RefSeq names its product L-fucose-proton symporter. Gene Ontology annotation, molecular function: transmembrane transporter activity. The coding region runs from base 1 to 1407 and encodes 468 amino acids. Gene Ontology annotation, biological process: transmembrane transport. The record is from RefSeq and is a predicted model, not a curated record. The transcript is spliced from 2 exons. Lineage: Eukaryota; Fungi; Ascomycota; Eurotiomycetes; Chaetothyriales; Cyphellophoraceae.
AUGUCGGACCGCUCAGACGAUAUCAGCGAGGUGCGCAGACCAUCAGCAGCAGAUGUUGAUGGUCGCCGCCGCAGCGUUGCCAACAAGGGCCUCACAGGAGCCUCAGCAUUGACUGUCAGACAAUCGAUUUGGCCUAUCACAUUGGUCACUGUCCUCUUCUUCCUAUGGGGCUUCGCGUACGGCCUCCUCGAUGUUCUCAACGCCAAGUUCCAAACAUCUCUCAACAUCACUGCCGCCAAAGCCGGUGGUCUACAGGGUUCUUACUUCGGCGCAUACUUCAUUGGACCUCUUACCUACUCAGGAUGGGUUGUCCGCAGAUUUGGCUACCGCUGGACUUUCAUCAUGGGCUUGUGCAUCUACGGGGUGGGAGCUCUGAUGUUCUGGCCCUCAGCCAAGUUCAAGUCCUUCCCUGGCUUCUGCGGCAGUUUGUUCAUUGUUGGCUCAGGUCUAUCCACCCUUGAGACCGCUGCCAACCCAUACAUUGCCACCUGCGGUCCUCCCAGAUUGUCCGAGUUCCGUCUUGAGCUCUCCCAAUCUUUCCAGGCCAUCGGUUCAGUCGUUGCACCUCUUCUGGCUGCUCGUGUCUUCUUCAAAGAGACCAACACCAACGAUCUCUCGCAUGUCCAGUGGACCUACGUCGGCAUUGCUGCAAGUCACGGACGCGACAUGGCUCUGCAGGCCGAGCAGUGUGCCGAUCUCACUGGCUAUCAGGAGAAGCCAUUCAGGAAGCAAUACAAGCUCUUCUUCGGUGUGGCCGCUCAGUUCUGCUAUGUUGGCGCACAAGUCGCAGUCGCAUCUCAAUUCAUCCGCUACUCCGAGGAAUCGGCCGGCCUCACGGAAGCUCAGGCAUCGGACAGAUAUGCCAUCGGUCAGUCGCUCUUUGCAAUUGGUCGUUUCGCAGCCGCCGGUCUCUUCAUGUUCGUCAAGCCUCGCCUAGUCCUGCUGGUCUUCAUGACCAUGAUCAUGGUCUUCCAGGCCUGCGCUAUGGGCAUCUACGGCGAAGGAGGUAUCGCAGUCCUCUCCCUGGUCCUCUUCUUCGAGUCCUGCAUCUUCCCAACGAUCUUCACCCUCUCCAUCCGUGGUCUCGGCCGCCACACCAAGCGCGGAUCUUCCUUCAUCGUCGCGUCGGUCUGCGGUGGUGCACUGUUCCCAUCACUGACCGGUUUGGCUGCCGACAGCUCGACAUACCACAAGGCCAUGGGUGUGCCUCUGGCUGGUUUUUUCGUGUCUUUCAUCUUCCCCAUCUAUCUCAAUACUCUUUGCGCGAAAGAGCUUGACGGUUUCCGCGAGACGAAGAUUGGCUAUCACGAUGAGCGCCGCGGAACAGUCAUUGGUGAUGUCAAUGACGUUGAGACUCAGGUUGCCGUGGCCAAGCGCGCAUCUGAGGUUCAUACUGAGAAGGUGUGA